AUGUCAAAUAUACGAAGCGAAAUUCGCGAAGCGGUACGAGAAGAGGUGACACGUUUGCUUGCAAGCACAGCAUCAACUUCAUCGAGUCCUUCAGUUGGGACUUGUGAAUCGAGGCGUGAAACUACUAGAGAUAGCGAGAGAUCCAGUGGCGCCAGCAGUUCGAGAUCUAGUAAUCCUCGAGUUCGACAUAAUGAUCCUAGCACCUCCAGCAGCUUGUCUAGCAGCACUAUAUCAUUCCAGGAGUUUUACAAAUUACGCGAGAGCCAACGUCAACAAGGCUGUAAGCCUCCAAAGGCAAAAAAGAAAAAGAAAGACUCUUCAUCAACAAGUAGUGAGAAAAAAACAACUAAUGUCGAUAUAAAAGUUGGUCUUGCUAGCCAAACCGACGGAGCAAUUAAAACUCGUCGUGGUAAGACGCACGUCAUAACCGUAACUGCAACAGCAACGAAAGAACAGAUCGUUGAAAAGGCUGUGGAGAAGCAUUCCAGCUUCGAUCAGUCGUUUGAUGACACGGUAGCUUACGUCUUAUUAUAUCCUGACUAUCGAGAAGUUCGCUGUGUUCCAGGGACAACGCAGCCUUUUGUAUUGGCAAAUUACAAACAGGCAAUUGGCAAAGAUUAUAACCGGCUUACAUUUUACCUCCUCCCACUAGACGAUGUAGACAAUUCUGAUGAUAGCGAUAAAGAGUUACCGAAAACUACUCCUGCACCUAGUGAUAUUCGUAAUUAUGGUACCCUCGAUUUUCGCACCAUUCGUCAUAUAGUGAUACUGAGGAAGAAACAAAUUUACCCAACAAAAUUAUCAACCAAGUUCAAGACAACCAUCCUAUUAUUAAUGUUGAUGAUCAAGACAAUGCUUCUACUUCACAAGCAUUUAUAUCAGGUGGGUUUAUACAGUGUCAUAGCAAAAUGCAAUCCUUCCACCCCCACAUGUGGUGAAUGGUUAAUAGGAUCAUUGUCUAUGGAGUGUUCUUUAUUUUAUACAGUUGGGGGGAUUUCAUGUUGCUUCCCUCCCCAAAUCUAUAUAGAGAUGAGUCGAUCACUGAAAUAGCUGAUUAGCCGAUCCGAUUAGAUUAAUCGGUGGCCGAUCAAGAUGUAUAAUUAGCUAAUUAAUCGGUCUAGCCGAUUAAUUUCAAACCCCAUUCCCUAUAUCUUACUGCAGGUUCAGGUUUAAUAAGUGUUUAAUUUCAAUAUUUAUCAUGUGUUUCUAGGCAGCUUAAUUGACCUUGCUACAGUUUCGUUUGUACAAUAACAACCUAAUUACUACUCUAUUAUGCAACUGUUGAAAUGAACUCCAUAAAUAUUCACAUUAAACACUCAACCUGAAUCCGCAGUAAACCACUUGCAUGUACUGUAUAUUAAUAUACAGUAUAUCUUCUUUUCUGAUUCAGUGCGUGGUGUUGAGUGCCCAACAUGUUUCAUCAAGUAUCCUGUUGAUGAAAUUUUGGAGCAUGCUGAUAUCUGCGCCUCUCAUAUUUUCGAUUUUGGAAGUUCAAAUAUUAGCGGACAAGACGAUUCGCAAUUGGAACAAAUUGCAACCGAUUGUUGGAAUGACGAUGACAUUGACCAGCCCACCUUUCAGUCUUUAAUUUACAAGGCCAAAGAAAAUAUGGAAACAGACCAACCAAUAAGAAUAAAUGUUAGAAGGAAAACGAUGUGGGACGACUUUACUAAAGAAAGAGCAAGACGGUUUAAGCCCGAACAAAUGCUGAAAGUUGUGUUUGUUGGAGAACCAGCAAUUGAUGACGGUGGCCCCCGUAGAGAGUUUUUAUCAGGUAUUUCAAUAUCUGAGUUUUCAAAAAAAAUAAAAUUGGAAUCUGUGUUUUUGCAGCAUGUGAUCUCUCAGAGUGCUCUAAGGCACACAGCACACACAGACUGCCACAUAAUAUUAUGUAGUGUAAUUUUGAUCUGUGAAUCCACAACCACCACCCACAUGUGCCCCAUUUUCUCCAGGUUGUCGGUUCCUAUGGCAAGAGAAUUAAUAAUUUAUUUAUAAGAAAACAUCCAACUCUCACAAAACACUGGGAGCUGCUGUAGCAUAUCAGACCCAAGCUUGACAUGAACAGACAACCUUUUUUGAAUUAGCUGUAUAUUAACCCUGUGUCCUAAACUUUAUUCUUGUCUUGUGUGGCGCUUUUUUUAAAAUAAAAUUUAAUCCGAUGUAUUUAAGUUUCGAGUUACAGAGGGGGUAGGAGAAUUUGCGGGGGUGAAAAAAGUAGGGGUUGUGCAUCCCCCAGUAAAUCUGUCUAAUGCAUCACAUACCUAAACUGUCCAUUGAUGGUAACUAACUUAGUAACUUCUCCCAUUAUUUUCAACCCACAGUAUAUAAAACAUUUCCCACCUAUUUCAUUCCUCAGCCAAUAGAAGAUAAUUUGUUACAUUUCAACUCAUUACAUUUACAACAUGGUAUCUAUUGUUAAUUACCUGUAAUGUGUGUUCAGGUUUUUUAUCCACUUCUGUUUUCGUUAAAGGACAUGUUUAUUUUCGUUUGUUAUUUAGAUAUGUUGGAACUUGCAGAGCGGAGGUUAUUUUUGAAUGGAUGGCCAGUGAAGUCCGUGAUUGCUCUUUUUUCCCAGCAAUUCCGAAUUGCUGGUGAAUUAAUGGUAAUGUCAAUUCUACAAGGAGGCCCUGCACCAAACUUCUUAGAUUCAGAAGUGUAUGCAUAUAUCAGUAGAACAACUUUGGACCCAGAUAAAAAUACUGGCAUUGUGAACAAGAAUAUUGCAAAAAAUGUAAGUUUUUCAUUUGUUGAUUACUGUACAGUUAGGAAUUACAGAAAUAGAAAGCAAACUAAAGCAUGUAUUAUUGUCCAUAAAAAUGUAGGGAUCUGUUAUCUUUUAUCAAAAUGAUGAUAUGUCAGCUGAUAAAGAUGUACAGUGUACAGUAAUCUUCUCUAGUACUUAAACUAUUGACAUAAUUAACCCAUUAGCUGGCAAUACACCCAAUGUGCCCCACUUUAUGGUCUACAAUGUCGAAAUCAGUGGUAGAGUACUGCCAGUAAAUAUAUACUGUAAGUAUAUAUAAGAUACUGCUGCCGGUAAUAUACUCAAAACAUUCUGUUCCGGUUUGCUCCAGGGUCAGUGGGUCACUAGUAAUUUGUGCAAAUUGUACAAGUUAAUGUUUGUAUUUUUAAGUAAUACUAUCAUUACUGGAGACUUAUAUUUCGUUUUAAAAAAAAAGUAUAUUUAUUGUUAUUAAGCUUGCAAAUGCCAAAACUGAUGAAGAGGUCCAGUCCAUUUUAACACAAGAUGAUACUCUUGAUGUGCUCGACAGCAUAGGCUGCAGAGGAAUUCCGCAGAGAGAGACGACAACAUCGGUGAUUAAUGUUAUCAGGUUAUUCUUGAUUAUUAUUUUUUCUAUUCUGCUCUUCUUUUGCAUUGUAUGUAUUCUAUAUAAAAUCAAUGUCAAUACUUGCCUGUGUGGCAAAUAUUUUCAGUAAAACUACCACAUACUGUAUGUACAUGCAGAAAACUACAUCUGCAGGGUGUGACGUCAUUACACAAUAUCGAGAAUGAUCUGUGGGCCAAUCAAAAGCAAUAUUGUAUAUUAUGUAAUGUGUAAUAAUAAACAUAGGUGGAUUUUGCACCCCCCCACACACACACACCAGAAAAUUCGCCCAUGAUAAUAAACAAUUAUUGAAUGUGGUUGAACAUGAUAUGAAGAAUUCGCCUUUUCCCAAUAGAGCAGAGUACUGGGUCUAGUUGUACACCGCAAAGCAUCUCUGAGGGAUUGUUUGGAGGGACAAACGACCAGACUUGUACUCCAUAAUCACAAAAUAAUCCAUAGGUGAUACCCAAAUAAUCCAUAGGUGCUUUGCGGUUCACGACUAGACCCAGUACUCUGCUCUAUUGGGAAAAUGCUAAUUAUCAAGCCGAUGUUUCGUGUUAAUAAUAAUUAAGAUACAAUUAUUGGACAAGAUUGGCCAAUUAAAAGUAGACCAGGAUUUGUCAGACCAAUUAUUUACAUAUGACGUUGUUAAAGACAAAUUGUAACAUUUUGGGAUAACCAUGUUUACUAAUAAUAUUUGUUUUAUUAUAAUUCACUAUUCAGUUAUAUUGCAGAAGUUCAAACUGACAUGGAUUUUAUGCAAUUUUUGUGGCAUAAUUCUGAAUAUCCUCCUUGAGCAGCCAAUCAUUAGCACUACCGGUAUGUAACAAUUUUAUUUUCUGCAUUUAAAUUGUAGAUCAAUAUGCAUACAAGAUCAGUUUUCAGCACUUUUUCCGCAGUUGAUGCAACUGGAAGAAGGGUUGUCUGUUUGUAAUGUGUUGCAGUCAAUCCAGAAAUUCCCAAGUGUUUGGAAAGUGUUAUUCCAACCAAGCCAGGAAUUUCAGAUGAAUAGUGAGAAGUUCCUAGAUGAAGCUGUUGUGGAAUACAUCACUUCACAGGUGCUACGGGAGAAAGAGAUUACAACGUACAAGUUCUUUUCCGAUAUGGUACUACUUUUAGAUGAUGGGGAGUGUUACGGGUUUCGUGUUGUUUUUUUCUUGCUGCAUUGCUUGACCGCAAUUGUCCCAGUAUAAUUCUAUUUUACCUCUUCACAAUGUAAUCAUAAAGUCUCAUAUCAUCAUCAAAUCAUAAAUAUCAUAAAUCAAAUCAUAGAUCUACAUUCUCAUCUAAUAAUUUUAAUUAUUCAGACUAAGGUGAAGUUUAUUUGCCAAAGCGAAGUUGUGGUGGAUAACAUUAACUGAAUUAUUCUUGAAUUUGAUUUCAUUUGAGAUUUGCCUCAUCACACUCAUGAUUCAUUCCGGAUAUGUUCUCAUAAAAUCAUUGCGAUAAAAUUAUACCCCUACCUUACCCUUACCCUACCCUACCUUACCCUACUUCACCCCACCCUACCCCACCAACAUCUCACCAUAUGUUCAAGAUUUUCAGGGUAUCUAGUGGUUUACUGUAUUCAAUAUAUAUUUUUAUUGUAUUCAAUAUGUUUUAUUGUGUUUGGUCGGUUUGCAGCACGAUCUCGAUUUCGGCUUUGCAUCAGUUUGGCAAAUCAUACACGCACUCCCCUAAGUAUAUAUUAAAACAAUUCAAACAUGUCACACAAUGGCUCCAAAGUGGGCAGUGAGCACCCACAGCGUAUCAGGAUCCAAAUACCGCACCCACUUUUUCGGUCCAAUUUACUACCAAAUUACAAACAACAAAUGUAUUAAUGUAAUAGAAAAGCGUUUUGAUGAAUUUGACAAAAAAGCUGAAUAGAGUAAAUACACUUUUUAAGAGUGGUUCUAAACAAGUUGAUUUAAUUUAGGCACUGACGUCAUUGAACAUUGUUACAUAGUCGGCUCGAUGCCACCAUGAUACCAUCUCUCAAUCUGAUUAGAGUUGAUUAAACUUUGAUUUCAUUUUUCAAGGAAUUGAUGUUAUCUUUCAUCAAAUGGAUGACAGGAUCUAAAACUAUACCUCCUCUUGGAUUUCCCAAAACGUUUUCAGUGCAAUUUGUCCAUGGUUGUGCUGAAGCAUGCCGCUGUCGACCCACUGUUUCAACAUGUGAUAUAACCUUAAAAAUACCAGUUCACCUGACAACAGAAGAAGACAUGCGUGAAAUAUUUAUAUCAGCAAUCAAAGAUUGUGCUAGCUUUGGAAACAUUUAA
Messenger RNA from Paramuricea clavata, 5584 nucleotides. The record is from the annotation of a GenBank genome assembly. NCBI's taxonomy places the organism in Eukaryota, Metazoa, Cnidaria, Anthozoa, Malacalcyonacea, Plexauridae.